UUCGGUUAUUGAUAGUUUGGAAAAUACUGGUUGUGAAUAAAUGUAAUAAAUUAAACCAAAUAUGUAUUUAUUCAUAAAUUUACAAUAAUCAGUUUUUACUUAACCGAAAUCAUUUAAUGCAAAGUCAUAAUGACUUUCAUGACACUGGCCCACUAUCUACAAAUAAUAGACCGGAGUUGGAGGGCACAGGAUGGUGCAAAAGUCGCUACUUUUAUAUCCCUCCGUCAUGAACAUGCCAAGUACGGCAACUACCAGCUGGAAAUGCCCGAAGGUCUCGUCGACAAAUUCCUGAUAGCACCAGCGGACGAACUAGUAAUUUUGCACUUGAAAUGUCUGUAUUACAUCGGAAAAGAAGACUUCUUAGGCGCUUACCAACAGCAGAGUACGCUGGUACAAAGUUUCGCGAAAAUUUUACAAGCACAGAAAGAAGAGAAUUGGUCUUUACCGAUCAUGUAUACGAUUUGUUCAGAUUUAAGACUUAUCGCUCAGCAAGCGGAGAAGCAGAAAGUAGGGGUUAACGAGAAGCCUGGAGAGAUUUUAGAGAAGGCAGCCGAGUGUUUAAUGGGGUGUUUCAGAGUGUGUGCUGCCGACAAUCGUUCUGGAGAAGAAGACACAAAAAGAAUAGGCAUGUUAGCGCUAGUGAAUCAGUUAUUUAAAGUUUAUUUUCGGAUUAACAAACUGCAUCUGUGCAAGCCUUUGAUAAGGGCCAUAGAGUCUUCACCUUUCAAAGAGAGCUUCUCGCUCAGUCAGCAAGUCACGUACAGGUACUUUGUGGGGCGAAAGGCCAUGUAUGAUAGCAACUACAAAGCGGCCGAUGAAUAUUUAACAUACGCCUUUGAAAACUGCCACAAAUCAAAUCGGAAGAAUAAACGUUUGAUUUUGAUAUACCUAGUUCCUGUCAAAAUGCUUCUAGGUUAUAUUCCGAGUAAAAUAGUGUUAGAAAAAUAUGACGUUACACAGUUUUGGGACUUAGUUCAAGCAGUGUGCCAAGGCAACUUGAAGCUAUUCGACGAAUUGAUGGAAAUGCACGAGACCUUCUUCAUUAAAUGCGGUAUUUACUUAAUUGUGGAUAAAUUGAAGAUCAUAGCGUACAGGAAUUUGUUCCGGAAAGUGUACUUGAUACUGAACACUCACCAGAUCCCUGUCGAGGCUCUACAGUGCGCUUUGGAGUACCUGGGACAAGACGUGGACUUAGACGAGACUCAAUGUAUAGUGGCAAAUCUUAUUUACGAGGGGAAAAUCAAAGGGUACAUAUCGCAUCAGCACAGGAAAGUCGUCGUUAGCAAGCAGAAUCCGUUCCCUGCUUUGACUAGUUUGACUUGAACGAUCAAUUUUUUGCAUUAAUUUUGAACAUUGUUUAUAUACGUUAUAAAAAUUGUUAGAAAUAGAGAGUGGUAAAAUGUAAA
Anoplophora glabripennis (Asian longhorned beetle) is the source of this 1406-nucleotide messenger RNA. It is a transcript of the gene PCID2, whose product is annotated as PCI domain-containing protein 2. Gene Ontology annotation, cellular component: transcription export complex 2. The coding region runs from base 130 to 1323 and encodes 397 amino acids. The record is from RefSeq and is a predicted model, not a curated record. Gene Ontology annotation, biological process: post-transcriptional tethering of RNA polymerase II gene DNA at nuclear periphery; poly(A)+ mRNA export from nucleus; transcription elongation by RNA polymerase II. NCBI's taxonomy places the organism in Eukaryota, Metazoa, Arthropoda, Insecta, Coleoptera, Cerambycidae. The transcript has 2 exons. Gene Ontology annotation, molecular function: double-stranded DNA binding; RNA binding.